AUGUGCAGGCUGUUCGUCACCAAGCACGGGUUCACCAUCAGCACGAGCGACGUCGACGCUGAACAGUGGACCGCCAUGGACAGCUCCCGGCAGCAGUGCAGGGUGAGCUUCGCCUUCGAAUUCUCGCACACCAUCGUCGAUGUCCGCUACCAGGACGAAGAGGAGAUCUCGCUCUGGAACCGGCUGGGCAAAGUGAUGGCCAAGUACCGAGUGCUGAGGUCAAUGAAAGAAGCGCUACCGCUGAAAAUGAGAAGAGCUCACGAACUCAAGGAAUCCACACUGCACAUCCCCGAGGAGCGGUUACGCGUGGCCUACGUGCGGAUGACCGCGCCUGCCGAGGCCAUCAUGGAGCUCAUCCGCCUAAUCGCGCAGAGCCACGGCAUGAACAUCGUCGAGUCCAACCCAAAUCAAACCAUAAUGACGUUGGGCGAUCGAUGCACGUUCCGGUUGACGGAGGGCACGAACAAGCGCAUGCAGCGCAUCAUUCGAGUCACGUACACGGUCGGCUGGGAGAUGUGGCGGUCGCGGGACUGGGAGGCCGCGGCCGAGGAGUUCUUCCUGGACCUGGGCAUGGCCCUGCGCCGGCGCCGGUUCCUCGACGUCGUCACCAUCACUCCGGAGGUGCGGGCGACGAUCAUCAAGAAGAGCCGGGCGGCGACCAUGACGAAGCGGCGGAUGAGCAUGGCCGACUCGCGAGGCCGUGCGUCGACCCAGGCGGCCAGCGCCCCUCCGUUAGUGCGGGCGGUAUCGCGCCUGAAUCGAGGCUCGACCGCCUCCUCCAGCGCGCUCGCGACGAAUAGAGGCCCCUACACGUCGUCGCCCUACAGCAUAUCUUCAUCAUCUGGCUCGCCCCGAGCCCUCAGCGAGUCUUCGGACAGCUUCGAGUUCAACCCCUUCUCUGAGGCGCUGGAGGACAUCAGCCUGGCCGACGACCACUGA
Messenger RNA from Acanthamoeba castellanii str. Neff, 939 nucleotides. RefSeq lists its product as uncharacterized. The record is from RefSeq and is a predicted model, not a curated record. Lineage: Eukaryota; Discosea; Longamoebia; Acanthamoebidae. The transcript is spliced from 5 exons. Bases 1 to 939 code for a protein of 312 amino acids.